Molecule: messenger RNA, 3030 nt
Organism: Thelazia callipaeda (thelaziosis nematode)
Lineage: Eukaryota; Metazoa; Nematoda; Chromadorea; Rhabditida; Thelaziidae
Source: the annotation of a GenBank genome assembly
AUGGUGAUGGCAACAGACACAUUGAGCUGUCGUAUUCAGUACGUGGAUGAUUCAGAUCCAUUUGCCACAACUUCAAGUUCACAUUUGGAACCAAAUCGUCCCGUGAUGUACAACUUUGCAAUUCAUCAACCAAUUGGUGAACAACUACCUGAAAUUAUUCGUACUCUUCGAGCACCUCACAAAGCUAAUAGUGCUGCGUUACAAAUAUAUAAGUAUGAAGGCAGUGUCGGUGAUUAUGAGAAAAACAAACAGAACAAAGUUGCAGAUAAAUUGCUCUAUUCGAACGGCCGUGACCAGCGAAGAGCUCUUUUUUCACUGAAACAAAUUUUUCAGGAUGACAAAGAUUUAGUGCAUGAAUUUGUACAGAACGGAGGUUUAGAGUGUUUGAUAAAGCUUGGAAGGCAUGCUGAUCAGAAUCAUCAGAAUUAUAUUCUUAGAGCAUUAGGUCAAGUUAUGCUUUAUGUGGACGGUAUGAAUGGUAUCAUUGCUCACAUUGCCACGAUUCAAUGGCUGUAUGAGUUGCUCGAUUCAUCGUACCGAUUAGUGGUGAAAACUGCUUUGAAGUUAUUGCUAGUAUUUAUCGAAUAUACGGAUCACAAUGCGCUUUUGUUGAUGUCGGCCGUUUCUAAAAUCGACAAAAACAGAAGUAAUUUUUUUUUCAAGGAUAUGAAUGUGAACUUUUGUUUGCAUUGGGUUUUUUACAAUGAUACUUAUUACGAUGUUGUGGAUGCUUUGGAAUCGCAAGGCUUGGAAAAUGCUAUGAAGCAAAUGCUGAAACUUGGCCACAAAGAUCUCAAAGACCAGUGCAAACUUUAUGAAAAAGUACUCAAACAAGAGGAUGAAGCCGAAAGUAGUGAUGAAAGCGUUGUUAAAAUGAGAGUGCAGGCAUCGCCAUCGGUUAAUCGAAGGAGCGCAAUUCGCCGGCGACAUCAGGAAUCCUUGGCUCGCCAGCAGGAGCAUUAUAAUUUUCAUAAGCUUAAUGCUGUCAACAAUAAUAUUCAAAAGUUUGAAUUGUAUGUUCGAGCUCCUCCGCCAUCAUUUCCAACAACUCUGUUCUCUCCAACUGAAGACAAACGAAUAGAAUUCCCAGAAAUGACUAAGAAAGAAGCGGAACCGACGAGAGUAUCCCCACCAAAGGCCAAAGUAUUUGGCGGAAACGCAUUUGCGGCGCAAUUGCGUCGCCGAGCCCUGAAGCGGGAACAGAAUGCUGCAUUGUUUGAACCAAAGCAGAAUGAAGCCGAAAUACAAUGGAAAAAGGCUGCAGAAAAUUUCAAGUCGAAACCGUUAAUUAUUAAUGAUUUGGAUUUUUCUGAAUUUCACAAAGAUGAGUUUGAGCAAGAUCCCUUGGUGAUGGCUCGAUUAGCAGCAAUUGCACAGGAUAAAGUUUCAGUGCCUAUAGGAGGCGCACCUCCAGCACCACCACCAUUACCGGUUGCAUUGGGAGCACCUCCACCUCCACCUCUUUUGGCUCCUCGUGUUGGUGUCAGUCAGGCAACUCGAGAUCCUAGUCCAGUGUCGAAGACGGGAACGCUGAAAUUGCACUGGAAGCCUGCGCAAUCUGAAUUACCACCUGUUCCAUCACUUAGAAAUAAGGGAACAUUCUGGCAUAAGUUGGACUUGCCCCAAAUUGACACUAACAAGUUGGCACAACUUUUCGAACAAAAGAGUAAAGAAACCUCUCGCCUCAAUGGUGAACACAGAAUGCAAACUCUACAAGUGCUACCUUUGAAACGUUCUCAGGCAAUUAAUAUUGGGCUUACGAAGCUACCACCCAUAAAUGUGAUUCCAACCGCGAUUAUGAAAUUCGAUUCAUUGGUACUGAACAAGGAAGGUAUUGAAAAGAUCUUGAGUACAAUGAUGCCGAGCCCAGCGGAAAUAGAACAAAUUGAGUUGAAAAUGGCGGAAAAUCCAGACGUUCCGUUAGGUCAAGCCGAGCAGUUCCUGUUAAAACUUGCCCAAAUACCAUGCUUACUGGAAAGACUUAGGCUUUGGGUGUUUACACUGGAUUAUAAAAAUUGUGAAAAGGAUAUUGCUGAACCUUUGAUGGAUUUACAACUGGCCAUGAAGGAAGUAGAAGAGUCAAAAACAUUUCGUACUGCUAUGGGAAUGUUAUUAAUUAUUGGGAAUACUCUAAAUGGGACCAAUAUCAAAGGUUUCCAGCUGGAUUAUUUAACUAAGGCAUCAGAGGUGAAAGAUCCGGUUUACAAGCAUACAUUGACCUAUCAUUUAGCUGAAUACAUGAUUGAGCAUUAUCCAGAUGGCACCGACUUAUAUUCUGAAUUUGGUGCAGUCGCUCGAACUGCUAGGUUCGACUAUGAUGAGUUAGAAUCGAACCUUAAAAAAUUAGAACACGACUGCAAAGCAUCAUGGGAUUACUUGGGAAAAAUCAGCAAAAACGACAGCUCGUCAUCAAUGAAGCAAAAAAUCAACGAUUAUUUAAACGAUGUUGCACAACGAAUCCAUCAACUGAAAGCAAUCUACAGAAUUGCUUUCAAUAGGUGGCAUGCCUUUCUACUCUUUUUUGGAUACAGCGUGCAGGAAGUACCCAAGUUAAAACCGAUGAGUGUUUUCAAGAUGGUCAAUGAAUUUGCUCUCGAAUACCGCACAACACGAGAUAAAAUUUUGCAACAGCGGAAACGUCUCGCAGAUAAGCGGGAACGGAAUAAAACUAGAGGUAAGAUGUGGGUAUUGGAAAGUCAGAACGUCAAGGAUAAUGUAACUCACUCUUAUUAUCCUACCCCUAUUUUAGAAUUUUUCUUAGCUGCUCCUGAUCGAACGUCAUCUGGGGUAAUAGGUCAGCGGGAAGGUAAGUCUCUAAAGUCGCUUACACGACCGGUGGAUGUUGUAAGUCCUGGACAAGAAUCUCCUGAUGACGAGAUCCUUGACGGUUUGGUGAAAGCCGCCACCAUCCAAAGUGAGCCAAGAGACCAUCGUCGCAAAGCUAGGCAGUUCAAUCGCAAAUCUUUGAGACGUACAAGAACUCUUAAGCUCUUCGACGAGCAACCGGGUGGCACCCUCACUAGUGCCUAG